GUGGUGAUUUUCUCUUCACGUUGGUUUGUCUCCCCUCUUGCCUACCUUCGCUUGCACUCUACUCCUUUAUAUCUAUUAACUAUCACACUUAGCUUCUUCCCCCUUACUCUCACACACUCUCUCUAAACCACCAUCUUCAGAAGUAUUAGAGAGAGAGUCACCACUAUUAUAUUUCAUCUUCUGUAAUAUACAAUAAUGGAUGUCUACGGUGUGCAGUCUGCACCUGACUUGUUUCGUAUCGAUGAUCUUCUCGAUUUCUCUAACGACGAAAUUUUCUCCAUUAAUAACAACUCCUCCAACACCGGCUCCGACUCUCACCAUCAACCUCACUCUCACAACUCUUCCGCCGCCAAUUACUACGACGCUCUUCUUCCUAAUUCCUCCGAAGACUUCACUGAUAACCUCUGCGUCCCCAGUGAUGAUGUAGCGGAGUUGGAAUGGCUAUCGAACUUUGUAGAAGAUUCAUUUACUAAUUUUCCGGCUAAUUCCGUUACCGGAACGAUGAAUCUCAUCUCCAAUACUACGUCAUUUCACGGCAGGUCUAGAAGCAAACGUUCUCGUUCUACUUCAAGCUGGACAUCCUCACUCCAAAACACUAACGCUACUUCUAUGAAGAACAAGGAGAGCCCAAUAAAUACCAGAGAAAGGUCAUUUCCAAUGGUGGACGAAGAUGUGCCACGAAGAUGCACACACUGCGCUUCGGAGAAGACGCCUCAGUGGAGAACUGGGCCUCUAGGUCCAAAAACACUCUGCAAUGCCUGUGGAGUUAGAUACAAAUCGGGCCGGCUAGUCCCGGAGUACCGACCCGCAGCUAGCCCAACUUUUGUGUUAACACAGCAUUCAAAUUCUCACCGGAAAGUCAUGGAGCUCCGUCGACAGAAGGAAAUGAUUCAUCAACCGCAGCAACAACAACAACAACAAAUGCCGCCGUCGACGGAGGAGGGAAUGUACGGGCAUCACUUUCGGGUCUGCUGACGUCAUAUAAACAGAGAAGAGACACGUGUCUUCACCGUCGAGCUAACCGUGGACUUCUUUUUUAUUAUUAUCAAUAUCAUGCUAAUUUACAAUCUGAAACGUUUUUUUUUUUUUUAUCUGUUUAGUUUUUAUUUUCGGGGGGUUUUCUUGAGAAAAUAGAGUUGAGAAUAAUCCUUAUUAUUACUUGUUGUGUUGGUGUAAUAUUUGGAAAUUUGAG
Solanum dulcamara is the source of this 1192-nucleotide messenger RNA. RefSeq names its product GATA transcription factor 4-like. Gene Ontology annotation, molecular function: zinc ion binding; sequence-specific DNA binding. The transcript has 2 exons. Gene Ontology annotation, biological process: positive regulation of DNA-templated transcription. Gene Ontology annotation, cellular component: nucleus. The record is from RefSeq and is a predicted model, not a curated record. Bases 196 to 975 code for a protein of 259 amino acids. Lineage: Eukaryota; Viridiplantae; Streptophyta; Magnoliopsida; Solanales; Solanaceae.